Messenger RNA from Tachyglossus aculeatus (Australian echidna), 493 nucleotides. It is a transcript of the gene PFN3, whose product is annotated as profilin 3. Gene Ontology annotation, molecular function: actin binding. Gene Ontology annotation, cellular component: cytoplasm. The transcript has a single exon. Gene Ontology annotation, biological process: positive regulation of actin filament bundle assembly; regulation of actin filament polymerization; actin cytoskeleton organization. Bases 27 to 440 code for a protein of 137 amino acids. NCBI's taxonomy places the organism in Eukaryota, Metazoa, Chordata, Mammalia, Monotremata, Tachyglossidae. The record is from RefSeq and is a predicted model, not a curated record.
GGCGGCGACAAAGCGAGUCCGGCGCGAUGGGCGACUGGCGGGUGCUGGUGGAGGCCGUGGUGCGGGGCGGGCGCGUGGAGGACGUGGCCGUGGUGGGCCACUCCGCCAACCGCUGCGUCUGGGCCUCCAGGCCCGGGGGGCUGCUGGCCGCCAUCUCCCCGCAGGAGGUGGGCCUGCUGACCGGGCCCGACCACCGGGCCUUCCUCCUGGACGGCUUCCGCCUGGCCGGCCGGCGCUGCUACAUCAUCCGCGACCACCUGCUGCUGGACGGCGACGGUGUACUGGACGGCCGGACCGCCGGGCGGGACGGCAGGGCCGUGUGCGUGGGCCGCACCCCCAAGGCCCUCGUCGUGCUGCUGGGCCGGAGGGGCGUCCACGGUGGGAUGCUCAACAAGACCGCCCACACCCUCAUCCGACUCCUCCAGUCCCAAGGCACCUAGACAGUAGCCGGGGGCGAGGCCCCGAGCCCCAAUAAAGCCCGCUCAUUCAUUCA